Messenger RNA from Aplosporella prunicola CBS 121167, 303 nucleotides. RefSeq lists its product as uncharacterized. The record is from RefSeq and is a predicted model, not a curated record. The transcript is spliced from 2 exons. The coding region runs from base 1 to 303 and encodes 100 amino acids. Lineage: Eukaryota; Fungi; Ascomycota; Dothideomycetes; Botryosphaeriales; Aplosporellaceae.
AUGCCCGACAUGGCCUCCGCCAUAUUGAACAACGCCGUGGCCACGGUGCCGGACCCGGCAAUUAGGAUUCUUACUCCUUUCGAACUACUGGUGGUCUUCCUUCUCCAUCUCAACUUCAUCUUCAUCCCCAUUGAACUGUUCUUCAUUUGGCGACUGGAGCGUGACCGACAGAACCAGCAUCCCGCCACCGUUGCCCACUACAAAGCCGCUAAGGGCGCGGGAACGGUCGUCUUCAUCGGCUUCGCGAUCUGUUGCGCUAUCAUAAAGUACCGCUACUUUGCCGGCUACACCCAGCCGCUCUGA